Molecule: messenger RNA, 971 nt
Organism: Centruroides sculpturatus (bark scorpion)
Lineage: Eukaryota; Metazoa; Arthropoda; Arachnida; Scorpiones; Buthidae
Exons: 2
Coding region: 58-600 (180 amino acids)
Source: RefSeq, a predicted model, not a curated record
UUUUCGAUUAUUAUUUCGAAGCGCUUUUGUUGGAGAGUUUUCUUGCGAUUUUUGAGAAUGAGUGAAAAGAAGAGUUUUUGGAGAUGGAUUGGAAGGAUCUUCGGACGAAGACCUCCAAGAGAAGAGAAGGUUGAGGAGAGAGAGGAAGAAGCGAAUGAUUCUCUUCCGGACGCAGAAGUCUGUGGGCUUCCGCCAGAAUCUUCGGAAUAUCCGAAGGAUCCAGAAGAUGAAGGACUUCCGUCAGAGUCUUCGGAGUGUCAGAAGGAUCCAGACGUCAAUGGGCCUUCUUCGGAGUCUUCAGAGCAUCCUCCCGAACGUACAGAGCGGGAGAAUACCAAGAUUCAUUGGGACGAAGCCAAGCUAGCAAGACUCAGAGAGGCUUUUAUGAAGUACGAAAAGGAGCUGGAAAUAAAAGCCAAUUCCCAGCGCACAGUGUCCAGAGGUCCGCCUGCAAAUAAAGAGAAGUCCAAGAUAGGCUGGAACUUCCCUUUCUGUUGUUUCGGCAGAGGCGAGAAAUCCAAAACCGAUGUUUAUUCAAACAACCUUCAACAAUAUUGCAACCAGGGAUACGAUAGCCAAUAUCUGAACAUUGCAGAGUAAUUCGAGAAAGAAAUUGGCGUACCUUUUGAGAGAAGAAAGAGGGAUCUUCUGGCGCAGUAUCUGGUUAAAGCAGGCGCCGGUCAAGUGGAAAGCAUUUUAUCGAUUUGUGACAGACUCCCGGAUUGGACAUUUAACCCGGACUUGACAGUAACACUCGGAUUUGACAAAUAACCCGAAUGUGACAGUUUGCCACCGAUAUAUGACGUUAAAAUCCCGGAUGUGACGGAAGGAUGAUACGUAAAUGGAUAUUCAAAUGUAAUACAGCAAUCACUUCUGAUGUUUGUUGUUUAAAGAUAAAUUCUGUCUCUUCAUUUUACAUCAUCCAAUGAACUGAUUUUGACAACUUUAAAUAGAUUGUAAAGCCAUAAAUU